GAAGAAAGAAGUAAAGUACAAUUAUAUGUGAACUGAAACAUAGGCACUGACUUUAAAGCACAGAAGUGAAGUAGGACUCUCUUGUGAAAUGAACAUCUCCCAUUUGGAGAACAAAACCUUCAACCCCUCCACAUUUCUCUUGACGGGCUUCCCUGGGCUGGAGUACGCCUAUCGCUUGAUCUCCCUUCCCUUCUGCUUCAUCUACAUGACGGUGAUCUUGGGGAACUGCACAAUCCUCCAUGUGAUCCGAACAGACUCAAGCUUGCAUGAGCCAAUGUAUUAUUUCCUGGCCAUGCUGGCCCUGACUGACCUGGGCUUGGGCCUCACUACGUUGCCCACAGUGCUGGGCAUAUUUUGGUUUCAUGCUCGUGAGAUCCCUUUCAGCGCCUGCUUCACACAGCUCUUCUUCAUUCACUCCCUCUCCCUCGUUGAAUCUUCUGUGCUCUUGUCCAUGGCCUUUGACCGCUUCGUGGCCAUCUGCAAUCCGCUGAGAUAUGGCUCCAUCUUGACCACCCAGAGGAUCGUGACAAUGGCGCUGGCCUUUGCAUUCCGCAGCUUUUCCCUGAUUGUGCCUCUGCCUCUGCUUCUCCGCCGCUUCCAUUACUGCAGGACCAAUGUUCUCUCUCACUCCUACUGCUUGCAUCUGGAAAUCAUGAAACUGGCCUGCUCAGACAUCAUCGUCAACCACAUCUAUGGGCUGACCGUUGUGGCCUUCACGGUGGGAAUCGACUCCCUCCUGAUCUUCCUCUCUUACGUCUUCAUCCUGAAAACAGUCCUGAGCAUUGCCUCCAGAGAAGAGCGCCUCAAGGCCUUCAACACUUGCGUCUCCCACAUCUGUGCUGUCCUGCUCUUCUAUGUGCCCAUGAUAGGCCUGUCGUUGAUCCACCGCUUUGGGGAACGUGCCCCUCACAUCGUCCACAUACUCAUGUCCUACGUCUAUUUGCUGGCACCUCCUCUGAUGAACCCAGUUGUGUAUAGCAUCAAGACGAAGCAGAUCCGCCAACGUAUCCUCAAGAAACUCUGUGCUGUGAAGCUCAUCCAGACAUAAGGACAAUAAAAAGUUUAAGUGCUACACUUACAUUACAAUAUAUUAUAUCAAUGAAUAAUGUUGCACGAGUCAGGUGGGUGCAUACCAUCUAUUUUGCUUCUCAGGUCUAUUCAGGACCUCAAAGUUCAGACACCAACUAAAGACAACAUGCCCUGUGAUGAUUGUAUGCUCUACUGCUUCCAUUCCACUGCUGUUUGUCUUCCACCAACCAAACCAUGUUAUUUGUCCCAGUGUUCACUGUGAUGGAAUUAUGUUCCUUGUGUAAUUUACAUAAUAUAUAAAAAUUCUGCUGUCAUUGUGUUAUUCAGCCCCCACCCAUUCCAAUGCGAAGGAAACACAAAGCGGAUGGAGGGAAGUAAUCAAUUGCAUAAUCAAGGCUUUUUUCCCCAGCUGGAACUCAAUGGAACUCAGUUCCCACCCUC
Molecule: messenger RNA, 1470 nt
Organism: Podarcis muralis (Common wall lizard)
Lineage: Eukaryota; Metazoa; Chordata; Lepidosauria; Squamata; Lacertidae
Source: RefSeq, a predicted model, not a curated record